This is a messenger RNA of Leucoraja erinaceus (little skate), 3745 nucleotides long. Its product is annotated as caspase recruitment domain-containing protein 8-like. The record is from RefSeq and is a predicted model, not a curated record. The transcript is spliced from 17 exons. NCBI's taxonomy places the organism in Eukaryota, Metazoa, Chordata, Chondrichthyes, Rajiformes, Rajidae. Bases 293 to 2032 code for a protein of 579 amino acids. Gene Ontology annotation, biological process: regulation of apoptotic process. Gene Ontology annotation, cellular component: canonical inflammasome complex.
UCUCUUUUGCCUUUAUGUUUCAGAGAGUGAAGACAGAGAAAAGAGAGAUAGUUUAAUUUCUAAGUCAACUGCAUCAGAUGAUCAAAAUCUCAGUGAGGAAUCCAUUUUGGAGUCUGAGACGAGAGAACCAAAUGGUGAAAAAGAGGUAACUCAAGGAGACCCUGAUGUAGAAACAUUAGAAAUAAUUUACACCUCGACUGCAGAUAAUUCUGAUGUUAAGAAAGGUGACGUUGUGUUACUUGAAGAAUAUCCCAAAUCACGGGAAAAGGAAUCUGCUGACGAAGAUGCUGAAAUGCCUGGGAGACGUGAAGAUGGAUUGAUUGAUGCAAGUACACAAACAAUAGCAAAACCUUCUGAAGAAAAACCUUCUGAUGUUCUUUCAGACGUUGGAACAUUUAGAAAAGAGACAGUAGAUGGAACGGAAAUGAAAACAACAACUCCAAACAACCAGUUGGAUAAAGCACCUGCUCAGCUGAAACAUGCUUUCGUGCAAACCUUGUCCGCAGAAGAAGCACAGCAGCGUAAUGCCAUUGUUCAAACCUUGGUAUCAGGUCUAUUUUCACAAAGUGAUGUUCAUGUGCAAACAGAAGAGAUAGAAAGUAUGGUACUUGAUUCAGAUAUCAAAACUAUUCAAGAGCCAAGUGAACUAGAACAUGAAAAACACUUACAAUCGGAUAUUCAAAAGGUUCCUUCCAAUACAAGCGAUAUUUCCGAUCUGACCUACUUUGAAAAGGAACAAUGCCCCUGUAAAAUGCCCAGGGUUAAAAAGGAGAAGUUAAAAUGGACUAUAGUCACACCGAGCAUUAGAGAAAAUGGAAACAAAACAUUUGGUAUUUCACUGCCAGAAAAAGGUUAUUAUGAAUGUGCAGUGACUGGGCUGAGAUGGAUUACAACAUCACAUGUUACCCUAACUUAUGAAUAUUGCUCCUGGGAUGAGUACGUUUCUGAUGUGCAGAAGGAAAAUUGGGUAAUCGGAAGUUCAUUAUUCAAAAUCACCAUUGAAGAUGGCAGUGUUGAAUCUGUUCACCUCCCUCACUUUAUUUGUGAAUCAGGUUCAGUAGAUGCAAUGAAUUCUGCAGUGUACAAUGUUGCACAUUUCAGUAAUAAUCUGUUCUCAAUGGAAGCUCCAUCGGAAGUGACAUUAUCUCAUGCCAUAUUGAGAAAUCACCCACUUGGCCUUGUGGGUAUUAUCCUCUGUCAAGUUUGCCAGGUGGCUAUUCACGCUAUCGUAUUACUAUAUCAAACUCUCCAAGUUGAUUCUUCGAACUUCCAUGCAUAUGUGCUACCAAAUGAUCCAACUUUAAUACAGGCAGUUGAAUUGAAGGAAAAUGAAAUAAAGUCAAUGAAAAUUCAAAGACCUGCACAAGUAAUCAUGCUCAGCUAUGGCAAAAAAUAUAAGCUCACGUCCUUUACAAAUGUAAAAAUAACACCGUCUGAUAUAAAAUUCUACUACUUCAGGUUUAAUCAAAAACAACCAUUUUAUGAAGUGAGCUGCACAGAUAUGAAGUAUAAUAUUAAGCUGAGUUUGACGGAGAAAAAUAAAAUUGCUGUUUUAUGGGAACUACUAAUAACACCAGAUAUGUUUAACAUAUUGAAGAAAGGAGUGGAUUUUGUUCAAAGACACAAAAAAGAAAUUAUUUGUUGUCUUAAGAUGACGCAACCAAUCUGGUCACACUUGCGAAUCAAAAAAGUCAUCACUAAAGAUGAAGAGCGUGAGGUUGGUUCUCACAUUACCGAUACUCAACAAAAUAGAGCCCUUGUUCAGUUAAUAAUGAAAAAGGGAGAAGAAGCAGAAGAAGAACUGUACAAUGCUCUACUUGAAAAUGAUCCUUAUUUUGUGAAUGAUGUGGAAUUUAAUUAUUCAGACAAAUUAUGUAACAACUGUUUAAGAGAAUGGAGUUUGGCUUCUUUACACAAAGAAAGUUUAUCUGUAAAAGAAAUUCAUAGCAAAAAUAGAACAUGGCUGGCUCAUUUGGUUUGUAUGUUCAGUGGCAUGAUUGCAGGUUAUUUGCUUGGCUACAAUUUUUCAUAAAUUAUUUUUGCAGAUCUACAGUACAAUACACGUUGAAGCUCUCUGAUAAUGGGUGUUCAUCUUCCAAUGAAAAAUGUUGUUCUUUAUCAUAACUAUAUCAUAAUCUAGGUUUUAUCUCUCCAAUAAUAAACUCCUCUUAAUGCAAAUGUACUAAUGCCUCUGCCUCAACAGUGGUCAUUUAUCAAUCAUUUGUUUUAGUGACAUAAAUACUGUAAAAUUAUUUGGAAUUAAUAAUCUUAAUUUUAUUUCCCUCCUUCCUUAAACAGUUAUAAACAUUUAUUUGUUUUAUUCUUUAUUCUUAACUACAGUGAUGUUUGUUCUAUGACAUCAAAUAUUUAUAAAUAAAUGUCAAACAAAAAUAAAAAGCUUCUUGCAAGUUACUUGUGGUGUAAUUAAAAUUAACCCCUUGAGUUUUAAUAUGCUGCUAUAUUGUUAACAUUUUCUCAGAAGCAGAUAGAAGAUACAAAGACCAGAUGAGAAAGUGGGAACAACAUGACCCUAAAAGAAAUGGCAAAAUGAUUAGUCCUGUCCAUGAUGAAAUGGAAGUAAACAGAAUCAAGAUUAUAUUUUCCAGACAUUUUCAAGGGGCCCCUAAAGUUACUGCUGCCAAUCACUUUCGUUCAAGACCCAACUCCCUCCGUAUCAGCUCUACCUUGGUUACUAAAUUGUUCAAACAAAACCCAACAUAAGCUCAAGGAUACAGCACACACAUUGCAGUUGUCAGGAGACACACAGGACUGCAAAUUGCUGCUCAAUCUACUUCUCAGCUGGUCGAGCAGCAUUUCUGGGGGGAAAUUGACAACCCAUGUUUUUGGACAGGAUCAAAUGAAGGGUCCAUUCCGUCCGCAGAUGCUGCCUGAUCUGAUUGUUUGUUGUAGCCUCGAGGAUUAAAUACCAACAUUCUCUUUGUUCUCUCCAAUCAUAGAUUCAUAAGGCAUGGAAAAGGGUCCAUCAGCCCAACUCAUCCAUGACAACCAAGAUGCCCCAUCUAAGCUAGUUCCAUUUGCCCACAUUUGGCCCCUAUCCCUCUAAACCUUUCACAUUCAUGUGUCUGUAAAGGUAUCUUUUAAAUCUUGUUGUUGCACCUGCCUCAACUACCUCCUCUGGCAGCUCAUAUACAUAUACCUACCACUCUGAGUGCACAAAGUUGCCCCUUGGGUUCCUCUUAAAUGUUUCCAUCUCACCUUAAACCUAUGUCUUCUGACUUCAGAGAUACAGCAUGGAAACAGGCUUUGCCCCAUCAAGUGCACGCCAACCAGAGAUCAACCUGUGCAUUAACAUUAUCCUACACACUAGGGACAAUUUAUGGGAGCCAACUAACCUACAAACCUGUACAUCUUUGGAGUGUGGGAGGAAACCGGAGCACCUGGAGAAAACCCACGCGGUCACAGGGAGCAUGUGCAAACUCCAUACAGACAACCUCUAGUCAGGUUUGAACACCGGUAUCUGGCACUAAGGCAGUAACUCUACCGCUGUGCCUGCAUGAACUGAAAUUUUCAAUACUUAUUGGUUUUUAUUUCUGUAAUUUUAUUUUUACCUUUGGAUUACUGAGGAAAUAACAAUACAGACACAAGAGAGACUGCAGAUGCUGGUAGUUGGAGCAGAAAAUAAACUAAUGAGAAAACUAAUGUCAGGCAGCAUAUGCGGAGGUACAGUCAAUGUUUCAGGCCGAGACCCGGCAUCAAGAUUUAAGGAUGAAGGGGUGCGCUGUGG